UCCUCAAAGACAAAGCAAUAAUAAUUGCACUUAUAAUUAUUUAUGUGCACAUUCCUGGUAAUUUGGUCUACCCAGAAACGCCAAACUAUCAAGUGCCACAUUUCAAACUUCUGUGGCGAGCUGGAGACAGAAGAGAAGCUCCGCUUGUCUCCUCGACCCAAUGGAAGCUCAUUUGUACCAUCGUUUCCCUGACCUUGAACGCAACAAUCCGACCACCACGUCACUGUGGUUUGGUUCAGGGAAUUGUAGUUUACUUAAAAAUGUGCCUCUCGUAGUGUGUGCGGCGGGAAAACUACAAGUCCCAGAUUUCACAAUGCGGAAGUAGCUCAACAAAACACUGAGAGGUUGCAGUAUCACAGCCGAGAAGAUGUCUCAUGUUGUAAAGAAAAGAAAACUGGACAAAACCCGACAGGACAGACUGUACUUUGACAGCUACACUGAUGUGACCAUCCAUGAGGAGAUGAUAGCGGACCACGUCCGGACUAACACGUACCGGAUGGCGAUACUGAGGAACAGUGAGUCCAUACGUGGUAAAGUUGUGCUGGACGUCGGGGCAGGAACCGGCGUUUUAAGCAUUUUCUGUGUACAGGCCGGAGCCAAGAAGGUCUACGCCGUGGAGGCUUGCUCUAUCGCCGAGCAGGCUGUGAAAAUAGUUCAGCUGAACAAUAUGGAGGACAAAAUCGAGGUCAUUCGCGGCACGGUGGAGACGGUGGACCUACCGGAGAAGGUGGAGGUGAUAGUGAGCGAGUGGAUGGGUUAUGCCCUCCUGCACGAGUCCAUGCUCAACUCGGUCCUGUACGCGCGCGACAAGUGGCUGAGUCCGGGCGGCAUCAUCCUGCCCAGCAAAGCCGAGCUGUACAUCGCGCCCAUCAGCGACCCGGUGGUGGAGGACCGCUUACACUUCUGGUACACCGUCAAGGACCAGUACGGCGUCGACAUGUCCUGCAUGUCCGACUUCGCCACGACGUGCAUCAUGAACUCCGACAUCACCGUGAACUCGGUGACCGUCGAGGACGUGCUCUCCCACCCGGCCCGCUUUGCAGAGCUCGACUUGCACUCCGUCACCGUGGAGGAGCUGCGGUCGGUGAAGGGGAAGUUCAGGUGCGAGUCUUUCGGCUCGGCGGCGGUGAACGCUUUCUGUGUUCACUUCACGGUGACUUUCCCAUGCCCGGAUAAGCCGCUGGUGCUCUCCACGUCCCCGUUCAAACCGGAGACUCACUGGAAGCAAGCGGUGCUGUACCUGGACGCUCCGGUGGAUGUGGUGCAAGACACAGUGGUCACCGGAGAGGUCAGCAUGUAUCCCUCGGAGGAAAGUGGCAGACAUAUAUGUAUCCACGUGGACUACACGAUAGGAGAGCAGAAAAGACAGUCCAAGACUUUCUCCAUCCCUGACUGGAGCAGCGAGGCUCAGCCGUGAUGAAGCAUCCGUUCAGUCACCAGACAACACUCAGAGUUAUUAUCUGUCACUAAGAUUGACAAAGCUGCUCACUGUGAGGUUUGGCUGAAGUGGAGCAAUGAGUGUGUUUGUGUCCAGUGUGGUGAAUUAUUCAUAUCCAAAAACUAAAAUAUGACUUUAGGUCUCACGGACAUCCAUAAACACACACACACAUACAAAGUUAGGUUUGUUUAUACAGUCUGUGGUUUGACCCAUGGCUCCAGGCUGUAGUCUUAAAACAUGUUUGUUUUUACAUCUAAUAAAUAAUUUGAAAAGAGAAAUUGCAUAUUCUUAACAUGUUUUUAAUGUGUUUUUUUAUGAAUCUCACUCUCACAAGAGUAUGUGUUUAUGAAAGCCUGUAGUGAUAUUGUUUCUUUUUAUUGAAUACUGUGUUUACAGCAUUUAUGACCCGUCUUAUAAAAACACACUACAGCAUUACUAACUAACCGUUAUUUCUUUGGUUGAUUUUUUGGUUUAUAAAAUGGCAGAAAAUAGUCCAAUGUGACAUUAAUGUUUUGUUAGGACCAACAAACCCAAAUAUUGUUUAUUCUAUUACUAAUGACUAUACUAAAUCAC
Messenger RNA from Larimichthys crocea (large yellow croaker), 2011 nucleotides. It is a transcript of the gene prmt6, whose product is annotated as protein arginine methyltransferase 6. The transcript has a single exon. Lineage: Eukaryota; Metazoa; Chordata; Actinopteri; Sciaenidae. The coding region runs from base 368 to 1417 and encodes 349 amino acids. Gene Ontology annotation, biological process: chromatin remodeling; peptidyl-arginine methylation, to asymmetrical-dimethyl arginine. The record is from RefSeq and is a predicted model, not a curated record. Gene Ontology annotation, molecular function: histone methyltransferase activity; protein-arginine N-methyltransferase activity.